UCCUACCGCCGUGAGUUAAAUCAACUCUUGUCAGACAUCUUGUUGCUGAACAGCCAGACAUCAUCUUACUGUUCACUGGCAACAGCUUGCAAUUUAGAAUUUUUUUUUCAAUAUCCUUCAUAAAGUUCUUAUUGGUUUUAAUAAAAACCUAUAAGUCCGUUGUUUGCUGGAGCGGCUUCGCGGAGAACACAAAGGAUUCUCAGUAAUGAAUCCUGUACUGACACUUCUAGAAGUUUACACACAUGAGGUGUUCUUUAUGGGGUUCUUAGUGGAGUCAUCCCCUGCCGUGGAAUUGAACCCUGCACCCUUGUAAUGGAUUUAGAGGGCUCGAUGGAAGAGAGAGAGGAGAAGUGUUCUUUAUGGGGUUCUUAGUGGAGUCAUCCCCUGCCGUGGAAUUGAACCCUGCACCCUUGUAAUGGAUUUAGAGGGGUUGAUGGAAGAGAGAGAGGAGAAGAUGAUACGGCAUUUGAAAAGCAGAGUGCCUUGUUUGCCCUUGCUAUUUCUUAUAUAGUUUUAAUAAACAUGUGGUGUCAUGAUAUUAGCCAUGAGCAAGUAGCAAAUAAGCCUCUCUUGAAAACUGUUUUCCAGGUCAUGAUGAGAUUAUUUAGUCUCUGUAAAACUACCCUACUAUUUGUUAUACGUGACAAAACAAGGACACCCCUUGAAAAUUUGGAGCCUGUUUUAAGAGAAGAUAUUCAGAAGGAUCAAAUUAUUCAUUUAUUCACAGGCAAACAAGGCUAUUGGCAAGAGACAAAAUCAAUCAUGAGCUUAGCUUCAAUUCAUCCAUCAAAAGUAAGGUGCACAAGUACCGCCAUUCAACCACCAACCAACAACAAGGAAGUGUUCACAAGUUCAUGCAAGGAAAGCAAUUACCCAAGAAUUAUGCACAAUGAAUCAUCCAAGUGGCAGUUGUUGGUAAAUGUUGGCCAUGAGAGCCACUGUGAUCUCUUGCACACCCAUGUGACCGCGCUCAGUGAUGCGCACCCUUUGGGAGUUCCUCACAAUUCUUGUAACAUAAGGACCCAAGAAGAUAGCGCGCACCUUGGUGGUCCGCUAGUUGUUAAACAAGUGCCCAAUGAUCAUCCCCAUAUGCAGUCGCUAGCGCCUGAUCAUCCCAUAUAAGCAUAGGAUGUCAGGAUGGGUCAAUACACCAGUAGAAUCAUAAUGCCCACAAACAUAUCGGGUCAGGACAUGGUGCAUAAAUUUGUGGGCCAUGUUUGUGAAGCUUGAGGCCGGGUCAGGACAUGGUGCAAAAAUUUGUGGGCCAUGUUUGUGAAGCUUGAGGGCCGACUCGCGGAGGUUCUAAAAUCAGUGGUCCUAUCGGUCAAUUCCUCCCAAAGGGCUUGCUUAGACUCUUGUGUGAUACUCACAACCCUGUCAUCUUUCUCCUCCUCAUCCAGAUUUUGAAUGUCAUCCAUAUCCAUCAACCGGCUAAUUUUGUCCGCGCUCAAGUGGAAUCCGAUGGCCCCUGCUGUGUUGUCAUGACUUCUAGCAACAGGUCAGCAUGAAUCUCUUCUCUGAAAUCAAGCAGUAGAGCCCUCCAUUCAGGUAGGGCUAACAUUGAUACUAUCUCCUCGUGGACCCCAUAGUGUUGGGCCAUGACCAUGUUGAUUACAUAGGGCCUGAAAAUCUUCUACUUGUUGUACCAAUUGUAACGCUCAAUGUGAUCUGUUGCACGGAAGUUCAAUGUUCCUGACCCAUGGAUGGGUGGGAUCUCAUCGGAUGGCUUUGCAGUGACUGUUUUCUUUCGUUGCGGUCUGCAAAAAGAGAGUCAAAGGAAAAACACAGUUGUGGGUGUAUGGGUUAGGACAUGUACUCACUCAAAUGGACUAUAUUGUAUCAAGAUUGGGAAAAUAAGGGUUCAAAUCAGUGUUAUCCACAGGGCUAUGUUCAAGAUUUUUGGCAAUUCAACUCAUGUACAAGUAUAAAUCUUCAAAAACACCACUUCAUAUUCAAGUAAUUUCUUAAUCACACCUCUCAACUAAUAUCUAUGCCAAAACUUUUUUUUUUUUUUGGGUUUUCAUGAAGACAUAUACUCGAAAAAAUUAAGAAGUUCAUCAUCUACAAUGUUUCCUAAGCUUAGAACUAACAAAACCCACAUUAAUAUUCAAAAUAUAUGCACAAGAACAAGUUAGGACAAGUGGGUUUGCUAGAUUAGUUCUCUAAAACCAAAUGUGAACACCAUGAAAGCAUAAAUGAAGCAUAUAUACAUGAAUAAGGAAAUUAAGACCAAAAUCAUGCUUAGGUAACUAGAUUUCAUCAAAUAAGAUCAAGAACUAGAGCUUUUAUUUACAAAAGAACAAAAAAUGAAUAAAUUAAAGAGAGAGGGAAUGAAAGAUAUUUAGUUCAAACCUUGGUGCCAUGAGUAAAGAGAAGAAAGUUGGAGAAGAAGCUUGAAA
Ipomoea triloba (trilobed morning glory) is the source of this 2399-nucleotide messenger RNA. RefSeq names its product protein ROOT HAIR DEFECTIVE 3 homolog 1-like. Gene Ontology annotation, biological process: endoplasmic reticulum membrane fusion. The transcript is spliced from 9 exons. Gene Ontology annotation, cellular component: endoplasmic reticulum. NCBI's taxonomy places the organism in Eukaryota, Viridiplantae, Streptophyta, Magnoliopsida, Solanales, Convolvulaceae. Gene Ontology annotation, molecular function: GTP binding; GTPase activity. Bases 523 to 1122 code for a protein of 199 amino acids. The record is from RefSeq and is a predicted model, not a curated record.